AUGGAUUACGUUGUGCUUUGGCAUACAUUUGUGGAAGUCUUGAAUAUGUUAAAUAAUUUUGAUGUAUUUUGUGCAAUGUGGUACAAUUCAUGUUCUGUGGAGUUGGUUGAAAUAAGCUUCGAUUUGAAUGUUAGUUUGGGAGAUGAUGUUCGCGAACAUAGUUUCAUUCCCCACGUCGAAACGAGCGCAUUUUCAAACACUGGUUCUGGUUUUGAUGCAGAAAAUUUAGUGGAACUGAACAUUCCAUUGUCUUCCUCACCUGAGGAAGAUGAACCCUCACCUGAGGAAGAUCAACUUGGAGAUAGUGACGAUGGUGAUGAUUUGAUUCCUUCCAUUAAUGUUGAUGAGGGUGAGGAUUUGCCGGAAGAAAGUGAGCGCUCUGUACAAGUCUCGAAAAAUUUGGUGAAAGGUUUGAUAAAGGUUGGACGUUUUGUUGACACUUUGGACGAGGUCCAUGUGUUGUAUCGUGAGUAUGGAAGGCUGAAAGGGUUCUCUGUUAGAAAAGGAACUCAAUCUUAUUUCCUCCACACAAAGCUUGUUCAUGUAAAGUUCUAUCACUGUUCAUGCGAGGGAUCUCCUGACAACAAAUGCUCGAAAGAUAGAGUGCCUGUAUGCAAAAGACAGUCCUAUCGUUGUCACUGCAACGCGAAGUUGCGUGUGUGUAGAGAAGAUGUUGACUCACCUUGGAAAGUGACCAUUUUUGAGACGAAACACAGCCACAAAUCGCUCCACCCUAGUGAGAGUUAUCUUCUCCGAUCAGCACGCAAUAUGUCACAAUCGAAGAAGAUGUUGCUUAUAGCUUUGACAUCAAGCGGUAUUGGUGUAAGUCGUGCCUAUCGUUUCUUGGAGAAUGAAGCUGGAAGUCGUGCCAAUAUUGAAUUUUUACCCAAGGAUAUCUAUAACGAGCUCCAUAAGGAUCGAAGAAAAAUGAUGAAAGUUGCGAAUGGAGAUGCAAACAAGUUGUUGGAGUAUUUCACAGCGAAAGGAUCGAGUGACCCUUCUUUCUUUUGGAAGGUGAAGGUAGGUGAUGAUGGAAGACUUAAAAAUCUUCUUUUCCGCGAUACUAGGUGUCUUAUAGACUACCAAUAUUUUGGUGACGUUGUUUCCGUUGAUGCCACAUACAAGACUAAUAAAUAUGACUUGAUAUGCGUGCCUAUAAUUGGGAUUAACCAUCACCGUACCAAUGUUUUGUUUGCCAUGGCAUUCUUGUCGAAUGAGAACACGGAGUCUUAUGAAUGGUUGUUUUCAGCUUUUUUGGAGUCGAUGUAUCGGAAGGAGCCCACUAUCAUUUUCUCAGACCAAGAUCAAGCACUAAUGAAUGGCUUGGACAACACGUUUUGUCAAGCAUCUCACAGGCUUUGUCAGUGGAACAUAAACAAAAAUGCCGGGAAGCAGUUCGGGAAGUUGAAUUACAAUAAAGAAUUCAAGCGCUUAUGGUACCGGUGUAUGAACGGAUGUGAAGGCGCCGACGAGUUUGAGACAUCCUGGGCUCGUUUGAUUGAAGAGUUCAAUUUAAUGGACAAUAAAUGGUUCAAAAGUAUGUAUAACUUGAGAAAGCGUUGGUCCUCCGCGUUCACGUUAGACAAAUUCUCCGGUGGGUUACAUGCUACCUCGAGAAGCGAAGUAACGAAUAAGGUCAUUAAAGAAUUGUGUUCGAGUACAUCUAGUGUUUACGACUUUGUGCUUGGUUUUGAGAAGAUGCAGAAAAAUUGGCGAACUACCGAGUUCGAGGAGGACGCAUUGUGCCGAGGCAUGCCGGGUACGCUUUUCGACCGCACGGGUAUCAUGCAGCAGCUCGGUGAGCUUUGUACUAGAAGUAUUUUCAAGAUUUUUGAGGCCCAAGUGUUGAAUUCCAUAACGGUGAAAAUGUCUGAAGCACCUCUUGAUCUAAAUGUUGAAGUGACUGUAUUCAAGGUUUGUUCUUCUUCCGCAAUGAAGGGUUAUCGUGUUGUUAGGGUGAAUCAUGAAACGAAAAGGGGUACGUGCUCAUGUCAUAUGUUGGAGACGGAAGAUAUAAUUUGUCGUCAUUUAUUUAAAGUGUAUUUUCAUUUGAACUUGGAUAGAGUUCCCGAUGAAAUGGUGCUUAAUCGGUGGCGACGUGAUGCAAAGGAGCAGAUACGGAUUAGUGAUCGGGCUAUUGAUAUUGGCUGCAAGAACAAUUUUUCGAAUAUGGUGUUUGUAAAUUACAACAUCAAACGUGUAUAUGAUUUGUUGAGUGAAGUGAAGGAGAACGGGAGUUGUCGGGAUGCAAUCAAUAAAUAUAUUGGUGAGAUGAUACAUGUUGUUCGCAGCUUGGCAAACGGUCCGAAGAAUGAAAGCAAGGAACCCUUGCAUCGGCCCAUAAGAAACCCUAGUGCCAAAAAGAAACGAGUUCACGUAAGAUGUACAGUAAAAUGUGGGCACGUGGGGGUGGUGAGUGUAGCCAAAUAUCAAACGGCAGAUGUGGUAUGGAAGAUGAAGAGGAUGAGUUAUUCUGUUCAAAUUUUCGAGAAGGGGAUGCACAAAUCCAGUAGAAGUAAUGCGUCUUUUGUGAACCUCAGCUUGAAUAUGUCUUGA
Molecule: messenger RNA, 2556 nt
Organism: Salvia miltiorrhiza (redroot sage)
Lineage: Eukaryota; Viridiplantae; Streptophyta; Magnoliopsida; Lamiales; Lamiaceae
Product: protein FAR1-RELATED SEQUENCE 5-like
Exons: 4
Coding region: 1-2556 (851 amino acids)
Molecular function (GO): zinc ion binding
Source: RefSeq, a predicted model, not a curated record